Molecule: messenger RNA, 1400 nt
Organism: Culex pipiens pallens (northern house mosquito)
Lineage: Eukaryota; Metazoa; Arthropoda; Insecta; Diptera; Culicidae
Exons: 3
Coding region: 447-1046 (199 amino acids)
Source: RefSeq, a predicted model, not a curated record
GCGACGCCUCACUUCAGUUGGUAUCGCGCGCUUGUUGGAGAAAGGUGUUCUCGUACAACCCUCGGUCGUGGAAACUGCUCGCGCAUGUGAGCUUCCGCUUCUUUUCUGUUGUUGUUGUAACUACCCCUCUGGAAUAACCCUCCUGAAGUUGGUAUGGAAUAACUUACCCCUCUUCUUAUCGAGGAAGAUAUUGGGUGAAUCAUUACGUGCCUUUUUCGUGGGUUUGAACGAAGAUUUGAAGCACUUUCAGUGAAGAAACCUCAAGUCGAAGGUAUAUUAUCACCUCUUACGAGGUGUACCGAGAGUGGUCUAAGUGUUCUAGAUCGUAGAGAUGUGUUAAUUGGAAGAGUGUACAAAGUGCCGUUCGAGAUGGAGUGAGACUCGUUGCGAAGUAGUCACGCAAGCAAUUCUUCCUGCGUAAUACCUCGGGGCGCAUAAUCCCAGCGAUGACCUCCAAAGUGCUACCGUUUCUGUUCAGCCUGCUGGUGUCGGUCCUACCGCUCUCCGUAGUGCCCUGCCCGGGGGUCUCCACCAACGAGGUCCACCUGGACUGCGACGAGGCGGCCAAAGCCAACCAUCGGGAGUCCCUGAAAACGACAACCCCCCUGACGGAGUACUUCAAGGAGCACGAGGUCAGCGAGUCCGAAUCGCGAGCGGCGCUGGACGCGCUCGAUCUGGACCAGAUCGCGCGAGUUCCUGCCUGGUGUGACGAGUGUAGCGCCGAGAAGAUUCACUUUUGCCACUCGGCGGCGUUCAUCAACGAUCACUGCUGCUGCGAGCAUCGGCAUGCUAGGGACAAACUCCCGUGGAUCCCCCACACGUGCUAUCUGGGCAAGGAACGAUGCCAGCCGCACACCAGUUCCUGCAGCAAGUAUCGCGAGAUUCGGGAGUGCUGUUGCGAUCGAUUGCUGAUUGCCGAGUAUAAAAUGAAGUUCUCAGCGGGAACGCGUCCCUUCGGUGGCCUGGCCGCGACGAUGGCCAGCUGGAUCGUGUCCACCGCGAUCUUGACGACGAAUACGGCAAUCCGUUUCGGCUGGGACAGCUAGCAAUCUAAAUAGUCAGCAGCAGUUACAGCAGCAUUAACACCAAAGGUCGAGCAUAACUUAAGAAAAAAUAUGCUACUUAAUGCUACCAUCGUUGGCAGUGUCAUACUAUUUUUUAAGUUUAUUUUUUUUAACUGUACUGUAGAAUGUUGGUUUUAAAAACUGAAUCUUACGUUGGAUCCCAAAGUUAAUAUUGCUCCUCAUUUACGCUUUUUGGUUAUAAUUUGUAGCAUUAUGUUUAGCUUAAUUGUACUUAAAACAUCAGUGAGAAACCUAAACAGUAGAAACUAAGCAAAUAAUUGAUAUGUAUAUUUUGGAGAACCGUGUUUGCAAUGAAAAUAAAGUGUCUUAAAGGAA